CGUGAUCUCAUCAAAAAAAAUUUAUAAAUCAAAUACAACACCACCUUUUUUCGAUUAUCUAUCCUUCAUCACUUUUCUCUCGUAUAUAAAAGUGGCUUCCCCUGUCGCCUCUCUCUCUCAAGCAGUUUGAUUUGUUCGACAACAUAAACCUUAGGGAAGUUGAAAUGCCAACAUUAAUCAUGAAUAGCAAUGUCCAAAGCAUGGCAUUUCUCCUCCUCAUUCUGUGUAGUGCAAUGUGUUACGGUGGUGCCGAGGGAUCAAACUACGGAGGGUGGCAGAGUGCCCACGCCGCGUUCGUUGGUGCUGAUAUUUCGGGCACAAUGGGGGGAGCUUGUGGGUAUGGGAACCCGUACAGCCAAGGUUACGGGACACAGACUGCAGCCCUGAGCACUGUGAUGUUCAAUAAGGGCGCGAGCUGCGGAGCGUGCUAUGAGCUCAGGUGCAGUGGGGACCCUAAAUGGUGUCUUCCGCGCACCAUUAUCGUUACUGUCACCAACUUCUGCCCGCCGAACUAUGCGUUGUCUAACGACAACGGUGGGUGGUGCAAUCCCCCUCGCAAGCACUUUGACCUGGCAGAGCCCGCUUUCCUGCAAAUCGCAGGGUAUCGAGCAGGCAUUGUUCCUGUAUUAUUCAGAAGGGUGCGUUGUGUGAAGAAAGGUGGAAUGAGGUUCACGAUAAACGGGCACUCCUACUUCAACUUGGUCUUGAUCACGAAUGUCGGGGGAGCUGGUGAUGUUGUUGCUGUGUCCGUCAAGGGGUCUCGGACCCGCAACUGGCUUCCAAUGACGAGGAACUGGGGACAGAACUGGCAGAGCAACUCGUACCUCAAUGGCCAGUCCCUCUCCUUCAAAGUCACCACCAGUGACGGUCAGAUCGUCACCAGCAACAAUGCCGUCCCACCGGAGUGGCAGUUUGGACAGACUUUCGAAGGAAACCGAUUUUAAUAUAACAAAGACUGUCGGGGUCGCCAAAAUGGUGGCCUUGUUCUUAAUAUUUGCUAAUGUUAUAUCCGUUGUGUAAUGCGUAGCUCUUACUAUGAAAUCGUGUAAUGCAUAGAUCUUACUAAAACUUUGUGUCCAAGGCAAGUUUUGUACUUUUCGCCUUUUCUCUCCCCACAAAUUACUGCAGAAAAUUGAGAACAAAGAGGUUACAACAAAACCGAAACAUCUACAACUUCAACACAUCCAAACCCACUUUUACAUCCUCACCCCCCCGCAUCAACUCUCAUUCGCUAAACUCAUAAGAAUUUCCACGCAAAUAAUGAACAUACAUCUGCAUUAUCGACGACAAACAUCAUCCUCACCUUUAUCUACCCGACUGAGAAAUCUGUCACUGCACAUGAAAUACAUAACUGUUCCUAGGUUCGACUCAAUAAUUCAACAAGGAAUACUUCAC
This is a messenger RNA of Punica granatum (pomegranate), 1395 nucleotides long. The record is from RefSeq and is a predicted model, not a curated record. Lineage: Eukaryota; Viridiplantae; Streptophyta; Magnoliopsida; Myrtales; Lythraceae.